Parastagonospora nodorum SN15 is the source of this 1083-nucleotide messenger RNA. RefSeq lists its product as hypothetical. The coding region runs from base 1 to 1083 and encodes 360 amino acids. NCBI's taxonomy places the organism in Eukaryota, Fungi, Ascomycota, Dothideomycetes, Pleosporales, Phaeosphaeriaceae. The record is from RefSeq and is a predicted model, not a curated record. The transcript has 2 exons.
AUGUAUCUUUGGGUAGGCCAUAGUCUCUCCGUCCUCUCCGCUUUAUGGCUGUCACGCUUCUCGAUCGUCAGUGGGGCUGGUGAAUCUGCUUCUGGUGCAGUGGUACCGACAUUGACUGUCUCGAGUUUCCCGCUCUUCUCAACCGCGGUCCUAACUUCCGCAACUCCGCCGCCAUCGAUUCCGUCUGCUACACGCCUUUCCGUUUCCUACACACCCACAACACUGGCGACAGCAUCAAGUUCUACAGCCCAAAAUGCUGUGACUGCAAGUGCUGCUCAAUCCCAAAGAACUGGUAGUCCGACACCCUCGCUCCUGAACCAUACCGAAGUUUUCUUCUGGGGAGGUGAAGAAGGUCAAAACUAUGGCAACGCCGUAGUCGUAAAUCACUGCAAAAUACCGAUGUUUUUGUCAUCUGUUGGGUCACACAGAUUGGGAGGCUUUAGGGAUGCAAACAACGACUCAACCAGCUGGGGCACUAAACCAGAGGAAGACAUACAUCCUAUCAAAGCUGGAGAAACGUAUACCGAACCCUAUCGCACCACUUGCGCGAUAUACGUAAAUAGUACGAAACCUUCAUACUGCUGGCCCGAGGACAAGCUUGGUGGUCAGGGCAUAUCGAUCAAGAUCUCAGCCGAUGAGCAUAACUUCACCAAUAUUCUGCAAUUCGAAUACGCACUCGUGCGAAACCCACUCCGCGGAGAUUCGUAUCGACGCCUGGACUAUGAUAUUUCGCUGUUGGAUUGCGGCAAUCCACUUGUCUACACGCAAGAAUACAAGGUCUACAUCCCAACAAGUUCCACAUCAGGGGCUAUAGCCGUAUCUACAGCCACAGGUGUGGCGCAUAUCGAUGGGUAUCGCGAUGUGUCCCAGCUCACAGAUGCUAAGGCUACUAAUGAAGAUCACACGCUCAAGGUCAAAUACUGUCCGGGAUAUGAGGGUGGCCUCAAUGUGACGUUUUCGAAUGCCCCAAACGCAACAUGUCCACACUUAAUUUGUGAUGAUCACGAGAGGGGGAGGCGACUAAGGCCUGCAACGAGGUGUAUCACGGUGACAUUGUUCUUCACCUCUGUGCUGGUUUGGUAG